UCAAGUCAACUACAAGGUGUCGAACUAGCAGACUAACAAGAAAAUACAACAAGCUGGCCAACAGCUGUUAGCAAGCUAAAGACAAGUGAAGUGAUCCAGGCUAACAUACAUGGAACAGAUUUAAGCAGGAUCAUUUAAUUUUUUUCCAGCAGCAGUGGUUGAGAUCGAUGUUAAAGCAGGUAGGCGACAUAGCCUACCUUAGAACUGAAAUGGCUCAAGAAGAUCCUAGCUGGAAGAUAUUCUUUGAAGAAAAUCCAAAGCCUGCUCAUUUUGAUGAAAAUGUUAAAUUGGUUCAAGAUUUUUGUCAGCAAGCAGAUAAAAAAAGUCGUGUUGCUUUGAUCACUUCUGGUGGAACUACAGUGCCUUUAGAGCAAAACACAGUCCGGUUUAUUGACAACUUCAGUGCAGGAACGAGAGGGUCUGCCUCUGCCGAAUAUUUCCUUGAAGCUGGAUAUCAGGUCAUCUUCCUACAUAGAUCUAAAUCCCUUGAGCCAUAUUUUCGACAUCUGGUAGGAAGAAAUAUCUUUGAUAUGAUAGAAGUUUUACCUGACAGUGUCACUGUCGGUAAAAAACAUCAAGCUGAGUUGGGAAAAUUAGCCGAGAAGUUUCAACGUCAAAGGUGCAAUUUACUGAUGAUUUCCUUCAACACUUUGUCAGAUUAUCUCUGGCUGUUGCGAGCCACUGCACAAAAAAUGCAAAUUCUUGGACCUUUAGCUUUGUUGUAUUUAGCAGCUGCAGUUUCAGAUUUCUAUAUACCUGCUUCCCAGAUGCCAUGCCAUAAGAUACAGUCCUCGGGUGGCCCCCUAAGUCUCUCUCUGCAACUCGUUCCAAAAAUGCUAGCACCGUUGGUUACGCUAUGGGCUCCAAAUGCAUUUAUCAUUUCAUUCAAACUGGAAACCAAUGAAACCCUCUUGGAAACAAAAUCAAAAGAAUCACUACUCAAGUACCAUCAUCAUGUUGUGAUUGGAAACCUUUUGCAUAGUCGGAAGGUUUACGUUGCCCUAGUGGAUAGCAAUAGUCCCAGUGCAGAGGAAAUACGACUGUCUAAUUCGGACGUGGAAAGCGGCAUUGAAAUCGAGUCCAAAAUCAUCGAAAAUUUGAAAACUCGGCACGACCAAUACUACGCAAACCACAAAACAGGAACCAUAACCGGCACCGUAUUGGGCAAGCAGGUUGGAGCCGAGAAAUGGAUAGUUGUAACCGUUGUACCCUAAAAAGUUUACGUGUUCUGUGUAAAACGAAUUAUUGUGUUUUUCAAUCAUGCAUACCAUAAUAAUUAUUGUACUGUCCACCGUAUCCCUCUCCAUAGCCUCCUCCGUAGCCACCGACAUGUCCUCCAUACCCGAUAAUUCCGUAUCCUGAUCGCCAAAAUCAAAUUCAUUUAACAUCGAAUGGGUGCCGUAAACUUAUUAACUUCAUGAACUUAAGUUGUUCUUGAAGAAAUAUAUCAGCAUAAUGACGAGUGGAAGAGCCACUCCAAAUCAUGCUUCUCAUUUUUACGUUCAUGUAAAUAAUAAGUGGCACCUUGAUGAUGGCGUUGCUCCUGACUUUCUUGAUCUAGUUGCUUACGGUCGGUGGUGCGUUCUGUGGUGGUCGAAGACAUGCAAUUCAUGCAGUGUACCAACAUGAUUCCAAUUAACAUGGACUGUAAUCAAACAAAUAAUAAUGUAAACUUGCGAAAACGAACGUUGACAUGAAAAAGCAGAAAUAAGAUACUGGAAAAAUAA
Molecule: messenger RNA, 1727 nt
Organism: Daphnia magna
Lineage: Eukaryota; Metazoa; Arthropoda; Branchiopoda; Diplostraca; Daphniidae
Gene: Ppcs
Product: phosphopantothenate--cysteine ligase
Biological process (GO): coenzyme A biosynthetic process
Cellular component (GO): cytoplasm; nucleus
Molecular function (GO): phosphopantothenate--cysteine ligase activity
Source: RefSeq, a predicted model, not a curated record